UUUGACACAACACUGACGCCAUGGCCAUCCACAUCCCUGGACUUAUCGCCAUCAUCCUCUUCUAUGUCCUUAUCGUGGCCGUGGGCAUCUGGGCAUCCCGGAAGUCCAAGAAGACGGGGGACAGCACGGAGACUGAGGAGGUUAUGCUGGCUGGACGCAACAUCGGCCUCAUCAUUGGGAUAUUUACCAUGACGGCAACAUGGGUGGGCGGGGCCUACAUUAACGGAACAGCGGAAGUGAUCAUGAGCAGCGGGUUGCUCUUCUGUCAGGCGCCUGUAGGAUACGCUCUGAGCUUGGUCUUUGGUGGUCUGUUCUUCGCCAACCGAAUGAGGACAGAGGGUUACGUCACCAUGCUUGACCCGUUCCAGAUCAAGUUUGGGGAGAGGAUGGGAGGCCUGCUGUUUAUUCCAGCCCUGUUGGGCGAGGUCUUUUGGACAGGUGCCGUGCUGGCUGCUCUAGGUUCCACCCUCUCUGUCAUCAUGGAACUUGAGCCUAGACCGGCCAUCAUCAUCUCUGCCUGUGUGGCCCUGUUCUACACCCUCAUCGGUGGCCUCUACUCGGUGGCCUACACCGACGUGGUUCAACUCUUCUGUAUCUUCUUUGGCCUGUGGAUCAGUGUACCCUUCGCCAUGACGCAUCCAGCCACCACCAGCAUCGCCGUGAACGCCACCCAGAACUGGAUCCACCCCAUCCCCACCUCCGUCAUCCCGUCCUACAUCGACAGUUUCCUGUUGCUGACGUUUGGUGGUAUCCCCUGGCAGGUGUACUUUCAGCGCGUGUUGUCUGCAAAGACGGCCUUGAAGGCCCAAAUCCUGUCCUACAUCGCCGCCUUUGGCUGCAUCGUCAUGGCAACGCCUGCAGCUUUGUUGGGAGCUGUUGCCGCCUCUACUGACUGGAACAAAACCGACUGGCCGGGUGAGGUGCCCAUCCCAGCUAAAGAUCUGCCCCUCAUUCUGCCCAUGACGCUCCAGUACCUGUGCCCCCCUGCCAUCACCUUCCUGGGGCUCGGCGCCCUCUCGGCGGCCGUCAUGUCGUCUGCUGACUCGUCCAUCCUGUCUGCGGCCUCCAUGUUUGCCAGGAACAUCUACCGCUCGGUGUUCAGACAUGCGGCGUCAGAACGGGAGAUAAUCUGGGUCAUGAGGGGUGCUAUUUUCGGAGUGUCCGCCCUGGCUCUAGCCAUGGCGCUGUGUGUCGAGUCCAUCUACAUCCUCUGGUACCUCUGUGCCGACCUCGUCUACGUCAUCCUCUUCCCCCAGCUCGUCUCCGUCAUCUACAUCAAGAAGUCCAACACCUACGGCUCCCUGGGGGGGUACAUCUUCGGCAUGUUCAUCCGUAUAGCUGGAGGUGAGCACUCUAUAGGCCUGCCCGCGCUCAUCAAGUUCCCCCUGUUCGACGAGGUCAACCAAGUUCAAGGCUUCCCGUACAAAACUCUAGCCAUGCUGGUCACUCUCCUGACCUUGGUCAGUAUAUCCUACUUCAGCAUAUACCUGUUCGAGAGCGGGAUCCUCCCUCGGCGAAUGGAUAUCUUCAUGUGCAUCGUCAACAUCCCGGACGAGCAGAUGGUGCUGGCAUCACGCGAGAGUGUAGAUGAGCACAUCAAGUUCGGGCUGUACGGGAAGGAGAACGGCAAGGUCAACCCGGCCUUGAAGUUUUCCACCGAAGACCUCAUCACGCCUGGAGAUUCCGCCAUCGAGAAAGUACUUCCGGAGAAGAGGAGCGAUUUAAUACAGUAGUGCUAGACUUGCAGGGAACAAAAGCCAGAUUUUUUUUCAAAUUUUUGAUUCAAGGACAAUCA
This is a messenger RNA of Physella acuta, 1795 nucleotides long. Its product is annotated as high-affinity choline transporter 1-like. The record is from RefSeq and is a predicted model, not a curated record. Gene Ontology annotation, molecular function: choline:sodium symporter activity. Gene Ontology annotation, biological process: transmembrane transport; choline transport; acetylcholine biosynthetic process. Lineage: Eukaryota; Metazoa; Mollusca; Gastropoda; Physidae. Gene Ontology annotation, cellular component: plasma membrane.